This is a messenger RNA of Cloeon dipterum, 2307 nucleotides long. It is a transcript of the gene Ns4, whose product is annotated as Nucleostemin 4. Gene Ontology annotation, molecular function: GTPase activity; GTP binding. The record is from RefSeq and is a predicted model, not a curated record. The transcript has 11 exons. The coding region runs from base 205 to 1956 and encodes 583 amino acids. Lineage: Eukaryota; Metazoa; Arthropoda; Insecta; Ephemeroptera; Baetidae.
CUUUGUUGUUUGUUGCGCGCGUCUCUCGAAUAAUAUUGUCAUUCUCAAUGUCAAACACCACGUCUUCUUGAUUUGUACUUAUUUCACUAAAAUCAGGUCUUUAUCAUUCCGAAACACUUUUGAAUUUGUGGUGCAGACCCUCAAGGAGUUUCCCUAAGGCACUGUCACGUCGAAAAAACUCGAACGAAAGUAUUAAAUUGAAAAAUGCCGCAAGGUGGGCGGAAAGUGCCGUUCAGUGGCAAAGCCAAAAAGCAGCAAAUUCAGGCCAAGAAAGGUCGAAAGAGAAGUGAGCCGGAACGUCCAGCAGGAGCAUUCGGCGAAAGGUCGAUGAGGCAUGUUCGGAGCGUUCACGAGUCGGAAGAUGGCGAAUCCGACGGCAGCGGAAUCAAGGUUCACAAAAUUAACCAGCAACCAGGCAAAGGGAAAAAUUUAAACAGAUACGCGAUUCAUUUCCAACAAGAGACAAAGGAGGGGAUUGAAGCUCAAAAAGAGUUGGCCCGCAAGGAGCUCGUACAUAUUCCAGAAAAUGAGCUUGAAGUGGAGAGGAGUUUGCCCUUUCCUGCAGAACUAGAUUUCCCCAAACGCCCUCCGUGGGACUCAAGUAUGAGUGCUGCAGAUCUCGAAAAGAAUGAGCACGAAUACUUUGAUGCUUAUAUGAAGAAUGUGCAGAAAAAGUUUCCUGCGUCUGAGUUGAGCUACUUUGAAAUGAACAUCGAAACUUGGAGACAACUCUGGAGGGUGUUGGAAAUGUCGGACAUUGUGUUGUUUAUCGUCGACAUCAGAUUUCCGAUUUACCUCUUUCCUCCAUCACUGUACGAGUUUGUCAUUAAAACUCUGAAGAAAGACAUGAUUCUGGUUUUAAACAAGAUCGACUUGGCUCCAGCCCCAUUAGUAUUAGCCUGGAAACACUACUUCAAGAAUGCUUACCCUGAGUUGCAAGUUCUCACAUUUACUGCUUACCCAGGCUACAAUUUGCGCGACCCAAGUGACAAGGAAGGAGGCCUGCAAGUGCGUCGAAGGAGAGGGAAAAUGCGAAUGGCAGCUGAAGGCGCCGAGCAGUUAUUGAAUGCUUGUGAACACAUUGUUUCUGGGCAAGUGGAUCUUUCGUCAUGGCACAAGAAAGUAGCUGAGGAGCUGAAUACAGUGUACGAAGAUGACAGCCUCAUCGUUGGCAAAACUCUUGAGACUACUGAAGCAGACACAAGCUAUCAUGAUCACAAAAAGUUCAGUGAUGGCAUUUUGACGAUUGGCUGCGUUGGGCAGCCAAACGUUGGCAAGUCGUCUUUGAUGAACGCCAUCAUGGGCAAGAAGGUGGUCAGCGUUUCACGCACUCCCGGGCACACGAAAUACUUCCAAACCAUCUUCCUGACGCCAACAGUCAAGUUGUGCGACUGCCCUGGUUUGGUCUUUCCAUCCAAAGUGCCAAAACCUCUGCAGGUGCUCAUGGGCAGCUACCCCAUUGCUCAACUAAGGGAGCCAUUCUCGUCGAUCCAAUUCUUGGCUGAGAGGCUGGACUUGGUGAAAUUGUUGAAGCUACACCACGCAGAUAAUGAAGACACCUGGUCUGCUUUUGACAUCUGUGAUGCUUGGGCUAAGCAGAGAGGAUUCUUCACAGCAAAAGCAGCUCGUCUUGACUCAUAUCGUUCAGCUAACCAUUUGCUUCGUAUGGCCUUGGAUGGAAAAAUCUGCCUAUGUUUAUACCCUCCAAACUACACAGCUGAAAAAGAGAUGUGGCUGUCACAUUCUGAACUAGACGGCAUUAAGAAAGUGCAAGCCAAGUCAACAGAUGUGGCAGGUACAUAUGAAGAGGAAAACUACAGCACUGAUGAUGACGAAAGUGCGUCCAGAGGACAAGAUAGUCAAUCUCAGGACGCUGGUUCAGAGUCAAGUGGUUCUGAAGAAAUUUCGGGAUCCAAAAAUAAGUUCGCUAACCUUCCUGAAGACGAAUGCACAUAGGUAUUCCGAAUCAAUUUGUUUACUCAGAUUCACGUUUUGCAUGUUAUGUGUUAUGCUGAAAUGUCAAAAUCAAAAGGAUCUGGACCAAAAUUAAGUCUUCACUUGCUCGGUAUUAUUUUUUGUUAAGUUGUCAGGAAACACUCUGGUAAAGAGAUCUCUCUGUACUCUGCUUGAAUAUCGGAACUGUUGGGUAGAUUCAUGUCUUGAUUAAUAUGUAUGUGGUUCAUGCUUAAAACAUUUUACUUUAUAUUUGACUUCAUGCCGAUAGAUUUGUAAAAUAAUUUAUUGCCUGUGUACACAAUGUCAAAUAUGUCUUAAAAUUUAGCAAAAUAAAUUAAAAAUUCGAUCUAA